AGUGAUCCAGGCCCUGGGCCUUCCAGAAAAUGCAGGGCGACGCGCCCCAGCGCUGGGGCGCCCUCUUGCUGAGCCGGCUUCACCUCCCCAGCUGACCCAGACCCUAGCGGUGACCACACCGCCCUCGGUUGCGGCCCCGCCGAGGAGGAAGCUGGAUCUGGGGUCCCGUGUGACCGGCCCAGGAAGUCCGAGCGGGAGGUGAAGCAAGCCCUUCCCUGCCACCUGGCCCCAGCAGAUAAAGGCGGCCCAGCCCGGAGCGGGAUCGUAGCCAACUCUGCGCGCCCUGCCUACCAUGACCGGCCCCCGCGCUGCGUUGAUCGCCUGCACCCUGCUCGCCCUCCUUGGGCUCGGAGCCUGCUGCAGCUUCAUCGUGCCCCGCAAUGAGUGGGGGGCCCUGGCGUCCAAGUGCGCCGAGCGCCUGCAACACCCCCUGCAGUAUGUGGUGAUAUCGCACACCGCGGGCAGCACCUGCGACAGCCCCUCCUCGUGCCAGCAGCAGGCCCGGAACGUGCAGCACUAUCACGUGCGCACAAAGGACUGGUGCGACGUGGCUUACAACUUCCUGAUUGGAGAAGAUGGGCUGGUGUACGAGGGCCGGGGCUGGAACAUCAAGGGAGCCCACACAGGUCCCACCUGGAACCCCAUAUCUAUUGGUGUCACCUUCAUGGGCAACUACAUGGAGCGGGUGCCCCCACAAAGGGCCAUUCGAGCACUCCAGAAUCUGCUGGAGUGUGGGGUGACUAACAGAUUCCUGAGACCUGACUACGAGAUCAAAGGACAUCGGGACGUGCAGCAGACACUGUCUCCUGGUGACCAGCUCUACAGACUCAUCCAGCUUCUACCACACUACAGAGCAUAAGGCAUUGUUUGUCCUCCUGUGCUGUCCCCACCAUGGCCAGAAACCUCACUGCCCCCUCCAACCUGCUGUCACCUCCUCCAAUAAAGAUGCAAUUCCAACUGUGUUC
Molecule: messenger RNA, 965 nt
Organism: Castor canadensis (American beaver)
Lineage: Eukaryota; Metazoa; Chordata; Mammalia; Rodentia; Castoridae
Gene: Pglyrp1
Product: peptidoglycan recognition protein 1
Biological process (GO): detection of bacterium; defense response to Gram-positive bacterium; innate immune response
Molecular function (GO): zinc ion binding; peptidoglycan binding; peptidoglycan immune receptor activity
Source: RefSeq, a predicted model, not a curated record